AUGACAACUAAUCUCCCAAAUUUUCAUUUGAGUCCUUUCAAAUAUCAUUCAAUUCAACCCCAUUUCAAUUUUUCGAUUGCUUCAUCAAAUUCCCAAAUCAUAAAACCGAAAAAGAUUCCUCCUUCGAUAUCCAUUCAAUGUAAUCUCUCUUCUCCACCCAAAUCCAAAGAGGAAGCUAUACGUCAAGCAAAAACAUGUCUUUCAUCCACCUUAGAGAAACCUCUCAACAACCUAAAACUUACAGCUGGUAAACUCAAGAAACUAAAGCAGCCCAGAUUCCGUGUCGAAAUCCCAGUCAAUGAUGACUCUCCAGAUUCCUUAUCACAGCUUGCACUCCAAGUGUUCGAUGAAAUGCCCAUUAAGAGAAAGGGCUCUAAAGUGAAGAUUCUAAUACUAUGGCCUAAUUCCACCUUAACAGAAGCUGCAAAUAGAGUCGCAUUUGGGUCAGUUGAGCAUGUCGACAUUUCUUCACUAAAAGAUGGGGGAAACAGAGUUUUGAGCUCUGCUGACGUGGCAGUGUUUUUGACACCAGAAGCUUCACAAAUGGAAGUGAUGGAAACAAUCACUAACAGUCUGUACCCAAAGCCAGUGGUGAUAUUCAACCCUAGAUGGAGUUAUGAAGAUGAGGAAAACAUUCUUGGUGAUUUUGUUGACUUUUUGGGAUCUUUUGAAGUGAUUUAUUCGUUUAUGGGAUUGGAGGUUAGAGGGCUAUUGAGUAAGAGAAAUGGUGUGGUGUUUAAGUGUGUGAGAGAUGGGGUUUUGAGUGGCGAGAGGUGGAGUGUGCUUGUUGAAGAAGAAGAAGGAGAAUUGAAAGUAGUUUCAAGAUUCAAAACAAGGCCUUCCAUUAAUGAAGUUGAGAAUGUUCUUUAUAAUUUGAUGGCUAUUAACUCUCCUAUUACAAAGUCUGCAAAGUUCUUGAAAGGAUUGGUUUCAAAUGUAACUGGAAAAAAGUAA
Molecule: messenger RNA, 954 nt
Organism: Lactuca virosa
Lineage: Eukaryota; Viridiplantae; Streptophyta; Magnoliopsida; Asterales; Asteraceae
Source: the annotation of a GenBank genome assembly